Colletotrichum higginsianum IMI 349063 is the source of this 2673-nucleotide messenger RNA. Its product is annotated as Subtilisin-like protease. The coding region runs from base 1 to 2673 and encodes 890 amino acids. Lineage: Eukaryota; Fungi; Ascomycota; Sordariomycetes; Glomerellales; Glomerellaceae. Gene Ontology annotation, molecular function: serine-type endopeptidase activity. Gene Ontology annotation, biological process: proteolysis. The transcript is spliced from 6 exons. The record is from RefSeq and is a predicted model, not a curated record.
AUGAAGUUCGACAUACAACGCUCAUUCCUGUUAAGCCUGGGCUUGCUCUCUUUUUCCGUCGCAGCAACCGACCUCCGGAGAGAGCCGUACCACGACGCUGUUCACCUUCUCCGACGAGCCACUCCCUUAACUAAUGGAACAUCGACCGGGCGGGUGAUACCCUCGUCCAGCCGCCCAUCUCUCCCCCCUUCAACAAUCCCUCCCUCGGGGGCUACAACGUCUCGCGUUCCUUCUUCCGCCCCUACGAACCCACCAAUCACUACCAGCCGGCCCGUCUCAUCAGCCGCGCCAACAAGCACGGCGCCGGUGACCACAACGGUCAGCAAUGGCGACACCAUCGUCGUGGCCGUCGGCGUGGUCGUCGUGGGAGGCACCGGGGGCGGUUUCUUCACCAUCGCGGGCUCGGCGGCGGCGCCAGUUGCCGUCGGGGCCGGCGCGGCCGUGACAGCAAGCUCUUCGUCGGAAGGCGACAAGCCCGACGACCCGGACCGACCGCCCUCCUCCGCGCCGCCCGCCAGCUCGGAACCCCCCAAGGAGUCCACGAGCACGAGUCUGGCUAGUUCAACGUCUACGAGCACAAGUCCGGCUAGUUCAACGUCUACAAGCUCGGUGCCGAGCGGGACCCCCACGCCGUGCGUCAUCUUCCCGAAGGACGGGGCCACGGACCAGGAGAAGAAGGACUUCCUCGCCCUUCUCGAUAAGGAGCUUGGCACAGGAAACUACCGGGAGACAAGCGACACGGUGGUAUUAUUCGUGAGCGCCAAUAUCACAGCCGCGCAAGAGACGACCAUCUCCAGUGACCCGUUGGUUGGCGGCAUCGAGCCUGUUGUGAAGUUCGACACAAACGCCGGAGCGUCCGUGCCAGUCCCCAACAGCAAGCGCGACGAGGACGUCCACGAGAAGUGGUGGAUGGAAUCGCUCGACAAGCUCGGUAGGAUCAGGAAGCGCGCCGUCGUGAAGCAGGACAGGGCCCCGACGGAGCUCAUCAUGUUCUCGCAGCCUCCGCUGGUGGAUCUAGCCGUGCUCAAGAGCUACACGUACGAUGACAGCGCCGGGGCCGACAUCACUGUCUACGUCCUAGACAGCGGCUACUACACCAAGAACAGCGAGUACACCGGUAUGGCCGUCAAACCGCGUUGGAUCUUCGCAGGUGCCCAAGCCGACAGGUCCGUCGAGGAGGAUGCGGAUCCCGGUGGCCACGGCAGCUGCGCUGGGUCCAAGGUCAACGGGCCCAAGUACGGGGUCGCAAAGAAGACGAACCUCGUCGUUGUGAAAGCCGGGGACAGCUCCGUCGACACGCUCGACGGGCUGAACAAGAUCCUGGAGGACGUGAGGAGCAAUAAACUGCAGGGCAAAGCCAUCGUGAACUUUUCACGCUCGAUUGAUAAGCCGACCACAUUCAACCGAAAGAUGAUCGAGCACUAUGUCAAGGAGAUGAUAAGAGAAGACAUUGUAUUCUUCGCGGCGUCCGGAAACGACGACCGGGAGGAGGUCGCGGACGGAAAAGCGACCGCUAUCGAUGUCGACGCCUGGCCCCCCAUGAUGGCCGCCGACGGCGUGCCCAUCAUCAACGUCGGGGCUGUCGAUAACACAGGCAAGAACGCCUCCUUCUCCCAGGGAGGCCCCCUGGUCCACGUUAUGGCGCCCGGCGUCCAGGUCCAAUGCGCCGCCAACUCGUUUGUCUUUGGCACGCAGAAGAAGGACGGCACUUCCUUUGCCGCACCCGCAGUGGCCGGCCUCGCGGCGUACCUGCUCGCCCUGGGAGAAUACCCCGAGCUGUACCAGACCGGCAAGGUGGCGGAGAACAUGAAGAAGCUCCUCAUGGACAUGGCGUACCAGCGAACGCCGGACGGCGGCCAGGUCGCCUUCAACGGCCAGGGCGCCGUCUGCUCGCGCCCCAGCAGCGCCAAGUUCCGGAGGCAGGACCUCAGCGGCGAGGCCUGCUCCGUCGUCUCGUCGACGACGACCAUCCCGCCGACCCCGACCAGCGCCCCGCCACCGCCGCCUCCGGCUUCAACCAGCAACCCGCCCGCCGAGACGACCGCGCCGCCGCCGCCGCCACCACCGCCCGCGCCAAGAACUCUGUUCUCGCUGGAGGAGCAGGUCGACGCGGGUACCACGGCGUGCUUCCCCACCACCGGGUUCUCCACCACGCCCGAGACGACGUACGGCUUCUCCUUCGACGUCGAUGCGGGCAUGCUGGUCAGCAUCCAGACCGGCUCGACGGAUGAAGGAUACCACCAGUCCCAGGGGCCGUGGACAGGCACAUUCUACGCCGAGUCCGGGUCGGCACUCAAGAUCUGCGCCACCGGCACCGGGUCCGGCUCCCUACCGCUGACCUUCGCCAUCACGGAGGAGCCCUCGCAGCCCGUGAAAGCCCCGCCCGGUGGGGAGGUCUUCAAGCUGGAUGAAAAGUUGCGGGCCGGGGUAACGUCCUGCUUCCCGACGACCGGCCUGAAUAUCCAGGAGGGCAACUACGGCUUCUCGUACACCACGGCCGACGGAGUCAUCAUCCAGAUCGGAGACAGCAGCUCCGGCCCCAAGUACUUCUCCGGAAACAGGGCGUCCGGCGCCGGACUGAUGUACAUCGACUUCUCGGGGGGCAGCAUCUCUAUUUGUGCGACCAACGGCGGCAGCGCAGAGGCGUCACUUUCUUUAAGCAUGACGCAAUGA